Messenger RNA from Aspergillus clavatus NRRL 1, 633 nucleotides. RefSeq names its product YbhB/YbcL family Raf kinase inhibitor-like protein. The record is from RefSeq and is a predicted model, not a curated record. Lineage: Eukaryota; Fungi; Ascomycota; Eurotiomycetes; Eurotiales; Aspergillaceae. The transcript has a single exon. Bases 1 to 633 code for a protein of 210 amino acids.
AUGGCUGGAAUUCUAGACUAUCUUCAGUAUGCUCUGGGAAAGCUCUUCUACCGCGUCCGUGGCCACGAUGCAAAGCAAUUCAUCAAGAGCGCUGCGUUCAAAGACCUGCCCGAUCCCAACAUGACUCUCGAAGCUCCCGAAUGCGGUCCGACUGGUUCAACCAUGCUCGAUUUCCAUACCUGUUUGGCUGAGGACAGCAAGGGAAGAUUCCCCGAGCUCCACUGGAAUGCUCCUCCUCACGGUGAUGUGAGGGAGUACGUCCUCGUCUGCGAAGAUAUUGACCCGCCGAUUCCCUUCCUGGUGAUCAAUCAUGGCUUGUUUUACGGCAUACCCCCUACAACCACAGCCGCAACACAUGCCGAUAUCAAACAAAACAGAGAUCUGAAAGAUCAAUCCACUCAUGCCGGUUGGAAAUACGUUCCUAAUCUGACUGGAAACGCCUACAUCGGUCCUGCUCCACCACUGGGCCACGGCGCUCACCGGUACAUCUUCACCAUCAUCGCCCUCAAUGAGCCGCUCCCCUUUGGCCAAGAGGACCAGGUCACCAAGCAGAAGAUUAAAGAGGCUAUGACUGAUAAAGUCAUUGGCUGGGGCCAGUGGGUUGGGCUCUGGGAGCGGCCGUGGCCUAAAUGA